GCGGCGGCCGCAUGGGCGGACUGCAGCGGUGGUGCCGGCGCUGUUGAAGAGAGAAGCAAGACAUAAUCAUGGCUGACAACAGCACGCUGGUGUCUGAGACUGGGAGGAGCCUCUUGGCUGAUUCUUCUGUUCUUGAUUCAAAAAUUAUAGAAACCUCCAAAGACAAUGUGUUUCCUGGGUCUGUUUUGGAUGUUGAAGAAGAAAUGCCUCAAAUAGAAACAAGAGUGGUUUUGGUUCAGGAAGCAGGGAAAUGUGAGGAGCUUCUGAAAGCCUUGGAGAGCAUUAAGAUAAUGGAAGUACCUGUUAUAAAGAUAAAGAAAACUAGUCCUGAUAAAUCAGAAGAAAAAUUAAUAAAAAGUAUUAUCCAUAUGGAAAUUAAAGUGCCCUAUAUAAAGACAGACACAAUAGAAGAGCUUGGAGAUUCUGAUUCCCCAGAGUUUGAGACUGUCUUCGUUGUAUCAGACUUCCAGGAUUCCAUCUUUCCCAACCUUUGCAAAGCCGACUGCCGUGUCAUUGGACCGCCGGUCGUAUUGCACUGUGCACAGAAGGGAGAGCCUUUACCUUUCUCCUGUCGUCCACUGUACUGUGCGAGUAUGUUGAACUUGGUACUGUGCUUUACAGGAUUCAGAAAGAAAGAAGAAUUAGUUAAGCUGGUGACCUUGGUUCAUCAUAUGGGUGGAAUUAUUCGAAGGGACUUCAGCUCAAAAGUUACACACCUGGUGGCGAACUCAACACAUGGAGACAAAUUCAGAAUUGCUGUAAGCCUUGGUGUUCCUAUCAUGAAAACUGAAUGGAUUUAUAAGGCCUGGGAGAAAAGAAAUGAAAUUGAUUUCUGUGCGGCCGAUGAUGACUUUAGAAGUCGGUUCAAGGUUCCUCCCUUCCAAGAUUGCAUGUUAAGUUUCCUGGGAUUCUCUGAUGAUGAGAAAGCUAACAUGGAAGAAAUGACAGAAAUGCAAGGAGGACAUUAUUUACCUGUUGGUGAUGAAAGAUGUACACACUUAGUGGUUGAAGAAAGUACAGUAAAAGAUCUUCCAUUUGAACCUUUAGGAAAACUUUAUGUUGUAAAGCAAGAGUGGUUUUGGGGAAGCAUUCAAAUGGAUGCCAGAGCUGGAGAGUCCAUGUAUUUAUUUGAGAAGUCAGAGAGUCCUGACUUCAAGAAGUCUGUGUCUCUGCUUUCCCUGAACACUCCAAACAGCAACCGCAAAAGGCGCCGUUUGAAGGAGACUCUUGCACAGCUGACCAGGGAAACAGACGUGUCCCCGUUCCCUCCCCGGAAACGCCCCUCAGCUGAACACUCACUCUCCAUUGGGUCCUUGCUGGAUAUUUCCAACACUCCAGAGUCGGGCACUACCAAUGGAGAAACACCAAAAUCCUGUGCAAGGCCUUCCAAAAACUCAACUCCUCUUCCACUAAAGCAGUCUGCAAGAUGGCAGGUUGCAAAGGAAUUGUAUCAGACAGAAAGUAACUAUGUUGAUAUUCUAACAACAAUCAUUCAGUUAUUUCAAGUUCCGUUGGAGAAGGAAGGACAACUUGGGGGACCAAUCCUUGCACAGGAAGAGAUUAAGACCAUAUUCGGCAGCAUUCCAGAUAUUCUUGAUGUGCACACUAAAAUCAAGGAAGACCUGGAAGAUCUUAUGAUAAAUUGGACUGAAAGCAAAAGUAUCGGUGAUAUCAUUCUUAAAUAUUCAAAAGACUUGUUGAAAACAUACCCUCCAUUUGUGAAUUUCUUUGAAAUGAGCAAAGAGACUAUUACAAGAUGUGAAAAGCAGAAGCCAAGGUUUCAUGCCUUUCUAAAGAUAAAUCAAGCUAAACCUGAGUGUGGCCGCCAAAGUCUAGCUGAACUCCUUAUCCGUCCUGUUCAAAGGCUGCCCAGUGUUGCUCUACUACUAAAUGAUAUUAAGAAACAUACAGCAGAAGAGAACCCAGAUAAAAUAACUCUAGAGAGAGCUAUUGAAUCAUUAAAGGAAGUGAUGACGCAUAUUAAUGAAGACAAAAGAAAAACAGAGGCACAAAGGCAGUUCUUUGACGUUGUUUAUGAAGUUGAUGGAUGUCCUGCCAAUCUCUUGUCCUCUCACCGAAGCUUAGUUCAGCGUUUGGAAACCAUAGCACUUGGUGAUGACCUCUGUGACAGGGGAGAACAGGUCACACUCUUUCUGUUCAAUGACUGCCUAGAGAUCGCGAGGAAACGGCAUAAAGUCAUUGGAGCUUUCAAGAGUCCACAUGGCCACACAAGGCCUCCUGCAUCUCUCAAGCAUGUUGUUCUCAUGCCCCUCUCCCAGAUCAAGAAGGUCCUGGACAUUAGAGAGACGGAAGACUGCCAGAAAGCUUUUGCCUUGGUUGUGCGGCCACCUACAGAACUCAACAACAAGCUGCUCAGUUUCCAGAUGACAACUGAAGAACCUCGCAAGGAGGACUGGCUGAAGACGUUGUGUCGGCACGUGGCCAACACUAUUUGCAAAGCAGAUGCAGAAAAUCUCAUUUACACUGCUGACCCUGACUCAGUUGAAGUAAAUACUAAAGAUAUGGACAGUACUUUGAGCAGAGCAUCCAGGGCAAUAAAGAAAACAUCCAAAAAGGUUACAAGAGCGUUCUCUUUCUCAAAAACACCUAAGCGAGCUCUCCGAAGGGCUUUGAUGUCCCACAGUGCCACAGAGGGAAGGAGUCCCAGCUCAGCUAACGAGGGUUACAUCGGCAGCCGCCUGACGAGCACGUCGUCGUUAGCGAUUGCUCGUUCAUCUUCUACGUGCAGCCUAAAUGGAUCUGUCAAAUGUGCUGUUCAUGUUCAUCGCUCCAAUUCUGUUGAUUGGAGCUCUCAAAAUUCCAAGCCUCGACCUGUGCUGUGUCCUGGCUCUCCAAAUAUUCAUCUUUCAAAUGCUGCACAAGAAAAAGCCUCUUCCAACUUGGAAAGCUUAAAUGGCCAUGCCUUGGACAGACGAUGUCCUAUCCCCAUUAUUACUACCACUUGUGCUGAUGCUGGAGAUAAUAACCAGUAUGGUGCUGAAAAAUUGUGUACGUCAGAUCCUGACUGAAGUGAGCAAGAGAUCUUGAUUCCUCUAAAUUAAGAGAGCACGGUACAGUUGUAGAACUCUGGAAGCCACAGGGUGCUUUAAAUGGUGUUGGGCUCUUCUCUGACACGUCCUAAUGCACAUGGUUGGAGUCAACACUCACACGUGGUGUAAUUCUCUUUU
Messenger RNA from Manacus vitellinus (golden-collared manakin), 3188 nucleotides. It is a transcript of the gene ECT2, whose product is annotated as epithelial cell transforming 2. The coding region runs from base 69 to 3029 and encodes 986 amino acids. The record is from RefSeq and is a predicted model, not a curated record. NCBI's taxonomy places the organism in Eukaryota, Metazoa, Chordata, Aves, Passeriformes, Pipridae. The transcript is spliced from 25 exons. Gene Ontology annotation, biological process: intracellular signal transduction; nervous system development; activation of GTPase activity. Gene Ontology annotation, molecular function: GTPase activator activity; guanyl-nucleotide exchange factor activity. Gene Ontology annotation, cellular component: cell cortex; nucleus.